CCAUCCGUCAUCUCGAGACGCCACCACGUGCCCACUGAACCGUGGCAAGGAGGCCGCUCGCGUCGGACGCUCUGGACACUGGUAGCCGCGGGCCUGGGGACGUCUGGCCGCCGAGGACGGGUGCGGGCUCUGGGCGUGGGGCUCCUUCCCACCCCCUGUCCCUCACCACCCGCAGGCAGGCUGCUGACCCCGGCCUGGCCACAGCCGCGUCGCCGAGCUGGAGGGGAAGCUGCCUCGCCCUCGAGUUUACCGCCCAGCUGGACGCCCGGGUCUGCCCGGGCCGGCGCGCGAACGUGACGGGCUCUAGGACCCGGGCGCGCUCGGACCCGGGCCGGUGGGGGGCGGAGGCCGGGAGCGCCCCUGAAAGGCUCGGCCGGAGAGCUCUGCCGUCGCCUGGCAACCGCCCUGACGCAACGCAAAAGAAAAAAAAAAAAGUCCCUUUAAAAAAGAAUAGUGCGGAGAAUUCCCAGGAGCACGAGAGGAGAGAGGCGGCAGCCCGCAGAGCCGCGGAGGCCCGGCCGGAGCUGGGCGGCGGGAGCCGGCGCCGGAGGAGGCGGGGGACCUCGGCGACACCCCGGAAGGCGGCUCCGGGCGCCCCCAGGUGUGGAAUGGAAGCUUUGAUUCUGAGCUGAGGUCCAGCCACCGCACACUGAGCUUCCCUGGGAAGAUGGUCCCCAAGAGCCUGUGGGGCAUCAUGCCACCUGCCCUCCCCAGAGAGGCAGGAGCUGUGGUCUGCUCACGCCUCCUGGACUGAUAGAUCUUCCUGGCACGGGCCGUGCCCAGCUUCCUGCUGCCGCCUGCCUCCGCCUGCCUCUGUGAAGCACGUCACCCACAGGAUCCUGGGGCCAGCCACAGACCUGAACCCUGGAGCAGCCGCCCCAGGAGGGGUUCUCUGCUACUCACUGUUCUGUCCCUCUCGGCUCCGUGCCAUCCAGCCUCCAAGAGCAGCUCCCAUCCCAGUGAUGCCCCUGGGAGCCGCGGCCCCACCUGGAUGAGGCCCUUCCAGAGCAGGACCCGCCCUCACCACCCACCGAGCCUGCCACACUGCUCCCUAAUCCCUCCUGUGUCGGGCUGCCCGGGCCAACUUUAGAAUGUCUGUGCCGCAGAUCCAGGUAGAAGAGGUGGGCAGCGAAGAGGGGCCAGCAGCAGUGGUUGGUCCUCCUGACGACCACCUGCGGAGCCUGAAGGCCCUCACUGAGAAACUGCGCCUGGAGACGCGCAGACCCUCCUACCUGGAAUGGCAGGCCAGGCUGGAGGGGCAGACGUGGCCCUUCCCGAGGCCGGCUGCUGCUGAGGAGCAGGAGGGGAGCUUGGAGCCAGGGCAGCGUGGUGGGGAGGAGCCCCUGCUUCCCCCGAGAGAACCCGGGCAGCAUCCCCCACCUGCCGGGAUCAGCAGCCCCGGUGCUGGGGCCCUCGCCCUGGGCAAGCUGGAUGGCUUCCAGAGCAUCGACGAGGCUCUAGCUUGGCUCAGGAAGGAACUGAUGGAGAUGCGGCUGCAGGACCAGCAGCUGGCCCGACAGCUCAUGCGCCUGCGUGGUGACAUCAACAAGCUGAAGAUCGAGCACACGUGCCGCCUGCACAGGAGGAUGCUCAACGACGCCACCUACGGGCUGGAGGAGCGGGACGAGCUGGCCGACCUCUUCUGCGACUCGCCACUGGCUGCCUCCUUCAGCCUCUCCGCGCCUCUCAAGCUCAUUGGUGUCACCAAGAUGAACAUCAACUCCCGGAGGUUCUCUCUCUGCUGAGAAGCCCUGGGAGGGCCGGGCUGGGAGGAAGCCUGGGCCAAGGUACCCCGGAGGGUCUUCCAGAGGCAAGGCUUCCUGCACGGGCGGCUGGGGGGAGGCAGCUCCUCUGGAAUAGUGUUCCCCUGGGGGGCCCAGUUGUGGCCCCAGUGCCUCCCAGGCUGGCUCCUGUUUCCUGCCCAAAGAGUUCUGCAAAAGGGCCACUGCCAGAGGAUGAUAAAGAGAAGCUUGUCCAAGAGCGACCUAUCCCUCAGUGGCCCACAUUCCUGUUUCCUGGAAGCACUGGUGCUGUGAACUGGGAUUCCCAAAGGGGGGCUCCCAAAGCUGUCAUUCUUGCAGAAGGCUCCUCUCCAAGGGCCCUGGGGAGACUGGACACGUCAGACGUGCCUCUCUCCCAUGCUGCUGCUGUCCUCUAAGCAUAGGCUCAAGUUCACCCUGAGUAGGGGACUCAGCAGCCUUGCUAGGAGUCCACCAGGAAAAUAAAAUCUAAAUGAAUAACAAAGUGGCAUUUGGGGACACAGGCUCCAUAGCCAGCAAGUGGUGCCUGGAGAGCCCACGGCUUAAGCUGCCAUCGGCCUUCCACCCUGGCACCAUGCAGCCAUGUGCAUCACCUCCAGCAUGCACUGGGGUAUGUAACAGGUGCACCCUAGCGUAGCCUGGGUGGGGGGAGCACAGGUGCCUCCAUCGCCUCCCCCGACAUGUGCACCAGUCACACCCUGCAAAGGGCCCUUUGCUGUCUCUCCACAUCCCCAGGGGUCCUUUCUAGGAGACCACUGGUGACUGAACCAGGCAGGGCCUGGGCGGGUUUCCCAUGACUGAGUCCUCCUGGAGAGGGUGCAGCACCGGCCUCCUGGCGGGUUCUGAUGGUGUCAGCUACGUCACCAUGUUGCUCUCUCCAGAAAGACAAUCCAGGGAGCCCAGAAGCCUGUGCUGAGUCUCCUCUGAGACCCUGUGCCUGACCGAAACAACUAGUUUUAGUUGAAUAAGACUGUUACUAACAUGUUGCUAACUUGUCAAUAAAUGUUUGGUUUUUGUCCAAAGGGGGAAGCCAGCUGGGUAGGCCAGAUGCAGAGUGUCGAGUUUGAUGCUAAGAGUUUCCUCCUGUCAGGUGUAAGGUCAGGGAGUUCGUCUGGAUGACACUCAAUGGUGGUUCCCCCGCAGCCUGCUGGAGUCCUCUGCCCAGAAGUUCUUUUCACCUUUGAUAUCCUCUAGCUGGGCCUUCUUGUUAGUAAAGGAGUGUUAGGAAACCUGAGGAAGGAGGGUGACUCCUCUGGGCUGCAAAGAUGUUUAGUGGUGUGGAUAUUGAUGUGUGAAACCAUUGUCAGUGAGGCCUAGACGGGUCAUGUGUCAGUGAAUUGAGCUCCAAAGGUGGUCCUGAUGCUUUGCCAAACCCCACACACUGCCAACCCCUCCACACUUCACCUUAUUUGCAACCACCAAACCUCCCAACCUCUUUCAAUUCAGAAUAUUUGGGGCACCUGGUCCAUGGGCCCACAGGGUCCCAUGGUGUGAGCAUGCUGUCUGGCUGGUCUGUCCCCUUCCCGAGUGCAUGUCCAGGCACACUGUGAGCUACACAGAGGAGGGAUUGCUUCUCCUUAGUGUGUUAAGAGUGGGAAGAUAGCAACUCAUGGUCCCCAUAGACAGUCUCCUUGUAAUUUCAAAGAGCCUGAGUGUUUAUGCUUCCUUCAGAGAAGGCAGAAUAAUGUAGCCCAGAUCGUCCAUCCACCCUAUUCUGUGUACUGAGGCCCAGAGCUAUACACAUGCGCUGUCAAGGCCGGAAAAGAUGCCCCUUUCCUGCUGGCCUCUUCCCAACGCGCCCCUGAGAUCUUGGGUUACACAUACCUACCUGUUCACAUCGGCAGAAUACGCCCUUGAACCCAUGCAGGUGUGCCCAUCCCAUAUUCUGAAAAAAUGCCAAUCUGAGGUGUUUUGUCUUUUUAGAAAUCAGUCAGUAUAGUAACAGAAACAACUGUAUUUAAAGCUGGAAGGUUUUGUUGACUGUGGUCCAUCUAAUUGAAUUGGACGCAACUGAGCGAUUUAUCAGCUCAGGUAAGCCACCCUAGCUUGCUUGCUUUGCUCUUGAAGAGGAAACUAAGAUAAGACACGUUUUGGGAUAGGUUCUGUGUACUCGGCUAUUUUGCUCAGUUCACCCCAAGAGAAUGUGAUUAGGGGAUGAGGAGGAGAAAGAGAAGGAGGUGAUCAGAGAAGAGAAGCUGGGAAGCAGGGGGGGAAGGCAGCUGUGUCCAGUGGCUGGUGUCCGUCAGCUCCCUGACCUUCCACAGUAAACACCACUGACCACACUGAUUCAGCUUUGUGAAGUCGCUGCUCUGUGUGGGUUGGCCCAGCCUCCACCACCACGUGUACAUGACCCUGUUUCCAUUCCUACCCAUUGUUCAUCCAUCUCUCUGCCGUCCCCAAGCUUCCCGGCUGUAAAACACGAAGUCCCCCACUGCCGCUGUCUCGAGUGGGCCCGCCUCAUGCCUUCAUGGGCUCCGCAGCCAUCACAGAGGCCUACAGGGCCUGGGCAGGUGUGACCUGGCCCGGCUGAGCCCGAGACCCACCCCCUGUAGCAAGACCAAGUGCUAUUACAUAAUCAACAGUUUAUACUUUUAUUUUUUAUGAUUAUUUGUUUCUAUAUUGCUGUUAGAAAAAAGUGAAAUAAAAAUACUUUAAAAGAAGAUA
Messenger RNA from Nycticebus coucang (slow loris), 4424 nucleotides. RefSeq names its product family with sequence similarity 167 member A (gene FAM167A). The record is from RefSeq and is a predicted model, not a curated record. The transcript has 4 exons. Bases 1092 to 1745 code for a protein of 217 amino acids. NCBI's taxonomy places the organism in Eukaryota, Metazoa, Chordata, Mammalia, Primates, Lorisidae.